Microstroma glucosiphilum is the source of this 327-nucleotide messenger RNA. RefSeq lists its product as hypothetical. Gene Ontology annotation, biological process: regulation of DNA-templated transcription. Gene Ontology annotation, molecular function: zinc ion binding; DNA-binding transcription factor activity, RNA polymerase II-specific. NCBI's taxonomy places the organism in Eukaryota, Fungi, Basidiomycota, Exobasidiomycetes, Microstromatales, Microstromataceae. The record is from RefSeq and is a predicted model, not a curated record. The transcript has a single exon. The annotation marks the transcript as partial.
GAGGAAGACCGUACACCCUGCCCGGUGUGCGAGCGGUCCUUCAGUCGCCCAGAGCACAUGUACCGGCACUUGCUCAUCCACCAAGGCCAGGAAGAUGGCAUGCAGCAACAACACGUCUGUUCGGUGUGCAACAAGGAGUACUCUCGAAAGGAUGCCCUUCUCCGCCAUCAACAGACGCAUGGACCAGAAGUUGCGGACGCGCUCGCCGCCAGCUCUCGUCUGGCCUCGCCGGACCAGCGACGAGCUCCAACUAGAAUACGAAAAGCUUGUGAGCGCUGUUCUCGCAUGAAGAUCCGUUGCGAUGGCCAGAGACCAUGCCAGAAGUGC